UCGCACAGAUAUGUGGUCCUAUUUUUUUUAAUUAUUUCUUUAUUUUUAGCCCCCAUCUCUCUCCACUGUACGAUAAACGAGGAGGGGCUUGAUGCCGUGUAGGAGGCAGGAAGGCAAGCCGUGCUGCUGACCCGCUUGAGGCGUGUGUCGCCUCGCCUACAUCCAAGCCAGCUCGCAUGUUGUAAGGACUGAGAGCCAGCAGGUGUGUAGGCUGGUGAGGCCAUUACACUAACCCACCAAGAUGGUGGCCUUGUCAUUAAAGAUUUGUGUGCGCCAGUGCAAUGUGGUAAAAACGAUGCAGUUUGAACCCUGCACGCCUGUGUAUGACGCCUGCAGGAUCAUCAGGGAGAGAGUUCCAGAGGCCCAGUCCGGACAAGCCUCUGAUUAUGGCCUGUUCCUGUCUGACGAUGAUCCCAGGAAAGGAAUCUGGCUUGAGUCAGGGAGAACCCUGGAUUACUACAUGCUGCGAAAUGGAGAUGUUUUGGAGUAUAAGAAGAAACAAAGGCCACAAAAGAUCAAAAUGCUGGAUGGUGCCAUUAAAACCAUCAUGGUUGAUGACUCAAAAACAGUUGGCGAGCUACUUGUCACAAUAUGCAGUAGAAUAGGAAUCACCAACUAUGAGGAAUACUCGCUCAUACAGGAAGUUCCGGAGGACAAGAAGGAGGAGAGUAUGGGAACACUGAAGAAAGACAGGACCCUACUACUACGAGAUGAAAGAAAAAUGGAAAAACUCAAAGCCAAACUCCAUACAGAUGAUGAGUUGAACUGGCUGGAUCACAGCAGGACAUUCAGAGAGCAGGGAGUGGAAGAAAGUGAAACCCUGCUGCUCAGGCGCAAGUUCUUCUAUUCUGACCAGAACGUGGACUCACGGGACCCGGUCCAGCUUAACCUGCUCUACGUUCAGGCUAGAGAUGAUAUAUUGAAUGGAUCCCACCCUGUCUCCUUUGAUAAAGCCUGUGAGUUUGCAGGGAUCCAGGCUCAGAUCCAGUUUGGACCCCACGUGGAGCACAAACACAAGCCUGGAUUCCUGGACCUGAAAGAGUUCCUACCUAAAGAGUACAUCAAGCAACGAGGGUCAGAGAAGAAAAUAUUCCAAGAGCAUAAAAACUGUGGAGAAAUGUCUGAAAUUGAAGGGAAAGUAAAGUAUGUGAAGCUUGCCAGAUCUCUGCCAACAUAUGGAGUGUCCUUCUUCCUCGUCAAGGAAAAGAUGAAGGGUAAAAAUAAGCUGGUCCCAAGGCUGCUGGGGAUAACCAAAGAGUCGGUAAUGCGAGUGGAUGAGAAGACGAAGGAUGUGGUUCAGGAAUGGCCUCUGACAACUGUCAAGAGAUGGGCAGCCUCCCCUAAGAGUUUCACCUUGGAUUUUGGAGAAUAUCAGGAAAGUUACUACUCUGUCCAGACAACAGAAGGGGAACAGAUAUCCCAGCUUAUUGCAGGAUACAUCGACAUCAUUCUUAAAAAGAAGCAGAGUAAGGACCGAUUUGGCCUCGAGGGAGACGAGGAAUCCACAAUGCUGGAGGAAUCUGUUUCCCCUAAGAAAUCCACAAUUUUGCAACAGCAGUAUAAUAGGGUUGGCCGUGUAGAGCAUGGGUCAGUGGCCCUUCCUGGUAUUAUAAGGUCUGGCUCUAUCGGUGGCCCUGAUAACUACAGUGUGGGUACAAUGCCUUUUGCCCAGCAGCAAAUUACCACAGGACAGAUGCACAGAGGACACAUGCCUCCACUAAGUCUAGCCCAGCAGGCCUUAAUGGGAACCAUUAACAGCAGCAUGAAGGCUGUGCAGCAGACCCAGGCUGACCUGGGACAAGUAGAUGAUCUGCCUCCGCUGGGCCAUGACUUGGCAUCCAGGGUUUGGGUUCAGAAUAAAGUGGAUGAAUCAAAACACGAAAUCCAUUCUCAGGUGGAUGCCAUCACUGCUGGAACAGCUUCUGUGGUCAAUCUCACAGCUGGUGAACCCACAGAAACUGACUACACAGCCGUGGGCUGUGCCAUCACCACCAUCUCCUCAAACCUCACAGAAAUGUCUAAGGGUGUCAAGCUGCUCGCAGCAUUAAUGGAUGAUGAGGCAGGAGGUGGACAUAAGCUCAUGGGUGCUGCCAGGAUGCUGGCAGGAGCCGUGUCAGAUUUGCUCAGGUCCGUGGAGCCUGUGGCUGGCGAGCCGAGACAGACUGUGCUGACUGCAGCAGGAAGCAUUGGACAAGCCAGCGGGGACCUGCUCCGUCACAUGGGGGAGGGCGAGACUGAUGAGAAGUUCCAGGACACCCUGAUGAAUCUGGCCAAAGCGGUGGCCAAUGCAGCUGCUAUGUUGGUUCUGAAAGCCAAGAAUGUGGCCCAGGUGGCCGAGGACACCAUACUGCAGAACCGAGUGAUUGCAGCUGCUACUCAAUGCGCCCUGUCUACGUCCCAACUGGUUGCCUGCACCAAGGUCGUGAGCCCAACCAUCAGCUCCCCGGUUUGUCAGGAGCAGCUUGUUGAGGCUGGUAAGCUGGUGGACCGAUCAGUGGAAACCUGUGUCAAAGCUUGCCGCUCAGCCAACAGCGAUGGCGAGCUGCUGAAACAAGUCGCGGCGGCAGCUGGGGUGGUGAGCCAAGCCCUCAGCGACCUCCUGCAACACGUCCGCCACUAUGCCAGCUGCGGGGAGCCCAUUGGACGUUACGACCAAGCCACAGACACGAUCAUGAAUGUGACUGAAAAUAUUUUCACUUCCAUGGGUGAUGCAGGUGAGAUGGUGCGUCAGGCUCGGGUGCUAGCCCAAGCUACCUCGGACUUGGUAAAUGCCAUGAGGUCAGAUGCAGAGGCAGAAGUAGAUGUCGACAACUCCAAGAAACUCCUUGCGGCAGCCAAACUCCUGGCCGAUGCCACAGCUCGGAUGGUGGAGGCUGCGAAGGGGGCAGCUGCUUACCCAGAGAAUGAGGAUCAGCAGCAGAGACUGAGGGAGGCAGCCGAGGGGCUACGGGUUGCCACUAAUGCUGCAGCUCAAAACGCCAUAAAGAAAAAGCUAGUCAACCGACUGGAGAUAGCUGCUAAGCAGGCAGCGGCUGCUGCGACACAGACCAUAGCAGCUGCCCAAAAUGCUGCUGCUUCUAACAAAAAUACUGCUUCACACCAGCAGCUCUUACACAGCUGGAAGGCAGUAACAGACAGUAUUCCCCUGCUGGUGCAAGGAAUGCGGAGCAGCCAGGCCCAGCCUGAAGAGCUUGGCCCUCAGCUCGCUCUCAUCAUGGCCAGCCAAAGCUUUUUGCAGCGUGGAAGUAAGAUGGUUGCAUCUGCAAAGUCCGCAGUGCCAACAGUGGCUGAUCAGGCUGCCGCUAUGCAACUAGGCCAGUGUGCCAAGAAUUUAGCAACCUGCCUGGCAGAGCUCAGGACUGCCAUGCAGAAGGCCCAUGAAGCCUGUGGCCCUUUGGAGAUUGACUCAGCUCUCAAGACAGUGCAGACACUGAAGAGUGAGCUACAGGAUGCAAAGCGGUCUGUGAUUGAUGGCCAGCUCAAACCUCUUCCAGGAGAAACACUGGAAAAGUGUGCUCAGGAUUUGGGAAGUACAUCGAAGGCUGUGGGCUCCUCCAUGGCCCAGCUGUUGACCUGUGCUGCACAGGGCAAUGAACAUUACACAGGUGUCGCUGCUCGAGAAACAGCCCAGGCUUUGAGGACGUUGGCCCAAGCAGCCAGGGGUGUAGCAGCCAGCACGAUGGAGCCUCAGGCUGCAGCUGCCAUGUUAGACUCAGCUCAGUAUGUGAUGGAAGGCUCGGCCAUGCUGAUCCACGAAGCCCAUCAGGCUCUGGUUCAUCCAGGAGAUGCUGAGAGUCAGCAGAGACUGGCUCAGGUAGCCAAAGCGGUGUCACACUCCUUGAAUAACUGUGUGAACUGCCUACCGGGCCAGAAGGAUGUCGAUAUGGCUCUCAGGAGCAUCGGGGAAACCAGCAAGAAGCUGCUGGUGGAAUGUCUCCCUCCCUGCAGUAAGACAUUCCAGGAGGCCCAGACUGAUUUGAACCACACAGCAGCUGAACUCAACCACUCAGCGGGCGAGGUCGUUCACUCGUCCCGUGGAACAAGCAGCCAGCUGGCUGCAGCCUCAGGGAAGUUCAGCCAAGACUUUGAUGAGUUCCUGGAUGCUGGCAUUGAGAUGGCAGGACACACCCAAAGCAAAGAUGACCAGAUUCAAGUCAUUGGUAAUCUGAAAAACAUCUCGAUGGCAUCCAGUAAGCUGCUACUGGCCGCCAAGUCUUUGUCUGUGGAUCCAAGUGCAGCAAAUGCGAAGAAUCUUCUAGCUGUAGCAGCAAGGGCGGUGACGGAGAGCAUUAACCAGCUGAUAACACUCUGCACCCAGCAAGCAGCAGGACAAAAAGAGUGUGAUAACGCCUUGAGGGAGUUGGAGGCUGUCAGAGGUCUCCUAGGCAACCCCAACGAGCCAGUAAAUGAACUCUCCUACUUUGACUGCAUUGAGAGCGUCAUGGAGAACUCAAAGGUUCUGGGAGAGUCGAUGGCAGGCAUUUCUCAGCACUGUAAGACAGGUGAUGUGUUAGCCUUUGGGGAGAGUGUGAGUUUGGCAUCCAAAGCUUUGUGUGGGCUGACAGAGGCUGCAGCACAGGCCUCUUACCUUGUAGCCGUUUCCGAUCCUAAUAGUCACUCAGGUCAUGAAGGGCUGGUGGAUCCAAUUCAGUUUGCCCGAGCCCAUCAAGCCAUACAGACAGCUUGCCAGAACUUAGUGGAUCCAGCCAGUAGUCCCUCACAGGUCUUGUCUGCAGCAACAAUUGUUGCCAAGCACACCUCCGCUCUCUGUAACGCCUGCCGCCUAGCUUCUUCUAAAACGUCCAACCCUGUGGCUAGGAGGCAGUUUGUCCAGUCAGCCAAAGAGGUGGCCAACACCACAGCCAACCUCGUCAAAACCAUCAAGGCAUUAGAUAAUGAUUUUUCAGAGGACAAUAGAAACAGAUGCCGUGUUGCCACAGCUCCACUCCUUGAGGCUGUAGAAAACCUGUCAACCUUUGCUAACAACCCUGAGUUUGCGAGCAUCCCAGCUCAGAUCAGUAAUGAGGGUUCGGUGGCACAAGAGCCAAUUGUGCGCUCAGCCCGCUCUAUGCUCGAUAGCUCUACUUACCUUAUUGAAACGGCCCGCUCACUGGUCCUCAACCCCAAGGAUCCCCCUACGUGGUCCAUUCUAGCAGGCCACUCCAGGACGGUUUCUGACUCCAUCAAAAGUCUCAUCACAUCAAUCAGGGACAAGGCACCAGGCCAGAGGGAGUGUGAUUACUCUAUUGAUAACAUCAAUAAAUGUAUCAGAGACAUUGAGCAAGCCUCCCUGGCUGCAGUUGGGCAGACACUGCCGUGCAGAGAUGAUAUCUCCAUGGAGGCACUCCAGGAGCAGCUGACAUCCUCUGUGCAGGAGAUCGGUCAUCUGAUUGAUCCUGUCUCCACAGCAGCCCGAGGCGAAGCCGCCCAGCUGGGACACAAGGUGACUCAGCUGGCUGGUUACUUCGAUCCACUCAUUGUGGCAUCAGUAGGCUUGGCCUCAAAGCUCCAAGACCACCAACAGCAGAUGACCAUCCUGGAUCAGACCAAAACCCUGUCCGAAUCUGCUCUUCAGAUGCUCUAUGCUGCCAAAGAAGGCGGGGGAAACCCAAAAGCAUCCCACACUCACGAUGCCAUCUCUGAGGCAGCGCAGCUGAUGAAGGAGGCCGUGGACGACAUCAUGGUGACUUUGAAUGAGGCAGCAAGUGAGGUUGGCAUGGUUGGAGGCAUGAUGGAGUCCAUUGCUGAGUCCAUUGGCAGGCUUGAUGAAGGAACUCCUCCUGAACCCGAGGGAUCUUUCGUGGACUACCAGACCACCAUGGUGAAGUUCUCCAAGGCCAUCGCCAUCACGGCACAGGAAAUGAUGACCAAGUCUGUAACCUGUCCUGAGGAGCUCGGUGGCCUUGCCUCUCAGGUCACGGUGGACUAUGCGCAGCUUGCACACCAAGGACGCCUUGCAGCGGCUACUGCGGAGCCAGAAGAGGUUGCUUUCCAGAUUAAGACAAGGGUGCAAGAACUAGGCCAUGGAUGUAUCUGUCUGGUCCAGAAGGCCGGAGCGCUGCAGCUCAGCCCCACUGACAGUUUCUCCAAGCGUGAGCUCAUUGAGUGUGCCCGAGCAGUCACUGAGAAGGUGUCCUUGGUGCUAUCAGCACUUCAAGCGGGAAACAAAGGCACCCAAGCCUGCAUCACAGCGGCCAGUGCUGUGUCAGGAAUUAUCGCUGACCUGGACACCACAAUCAUGUUCGCCUCAGCUGGAACUCUGAACCCAGAGAACGAAGAGUCAUUUGCUGAUCACAGGGAAAGCAUCCUGAAGACAGCCAAGACGCUUGUGGAGGACACCAAGCUGCUGGUGGCGGGAGCUGCGUCCACCCAGGAGAAGCUGGCUCAGGCUGCACACUCCUCAGCCAAGACCAUUACUCAGCUUACCGAGGUUGUCAAACUGGGGGCAACCAGCAUGGGAUCUGAUGAACCCGAGACGCAGGUGGUUCUUAUAAAUGCAGUACGGGAUGUGGCUAAGGCCUUGGCUGAGCUCAUUGGUGCCACCAAAUGUGCUGCUGGCAAAGCACCUGAUGACCCAUCCAUGUAUCAGCUGAAGAGCGCAGCCAAGGUCAUGGUGACCAACGUGACUUCUCUUCUAAAAACAGUGAAGGCAGUGGAGGACGAAGCCACUCGUGGGACAAGGGCACUGGAGGCCACCAUCGAGUUCAUAAAGCAGGAGCUGACAGUGUUCCAGUCCAAGGACGUCCCGGACAAGUCCACUUCACCCGAGGAGUUCAUCCGCAACACAAAGGGCAUCACUGUAGCCACAGCCAAGGCAGUGGCUGCAGGCAACUCCACUCAGCAGGAGGACGUGAUCGCUACCGCCAACCUGAGCCGCAAAGCUGUCUCUGAUAUGCUGACUACCUGCAAGCAAGCUGCACACCAUCCUGAAGUGGGCGAGGACUUGAGAAGAAAAGCCUUACAGUAUGGCACUGAGUGCACCACCGAAUACAUCAACCUUCUGGAGCAAGUGCUGCAGGUGGUGCAGAGACCUACGCCAGAGCAGAAGCAGGAGCUGGCCAUGCAUUCAAAGCAUGUGGCAGCCUGUGUGACAGAGCUCGUCCAGACAGCUGAGGCCAUGAAAGGAUCAGACUGUGUGGACCCCGAGGACCCCACCAUCAUCGCUGAGACCGAGCUCCUCGGAGCAGCAGCCUCCAUUGAAGCCGCAGCCAAGAAACUGGAGCAGCUCAAGCCCAGGGCCAAGCCCAAGCAGGCAGAUGAGACGCUGGAUUUUGAGGACCAGAUCUUAGAAGCAGCAAAGUCCAUUGCUGCAGCAACCAGUGCUCUUGUAAAAUCUGCAUCUGCAGCUCAGAGAGAACUGGUCGCACAAGGCAAGGUGGGAUCCAACCUAGCUAAUGCAGUAGAUGAUGGCCAGUGGUCACAGGGUCUCAUAUCAGCUGCUCGUAUGGUAGCAGCAGCCACCAGUAACCUAUGCGAGGCAGCUAACGCUUCAGUUCAGGGCCACGCCAGCGAGGAGAAGCUAAUCUCUUCAGCCAAGCAGGUCGCAGCCUCGACGGCUCAGCUGCUGGUAGCUUGCAAGGUGAAGGCGAACCACGAUUCUGAAGCCAUGAGAAGGUUACAGACUGCUGGUAAUGCAGUAAAGCGGGCUUCAGACAACCUGGUCAAAGCAGCUCAAAAAGCAGCAUUUGACAAGACAGAGGAUGACAGCGUUGUGGUAAAGACCAAAUUCGUUGGAGGCAUAGCUCAGAUUAUCGCAGCUCAGGAGGAGAUGUUAAGGAAGGAGCGAGAGCUGGAGGAGGCUCGGAAGAAGCUGGCUCAGAUCCGACAGCAGCAAUACAAAUUCCUGCCCAGCGAACUGAGGGAGGACGAGGGCUGACUAAGCCAGCAAGCGCGUAGGCUGAUGUGCAGAUGACAACGUCUCCUCAACAGGAGACGAUGCGGAUGUACUAUCGCCCGCUUUGCCCUGGCGUCACUAAAGACUAUAUUCAGCACUUGAAACAGGCCUGUUUGUUGACAAAAACAAGUGCCUGUGCUUUGUAGUGUACUUGUGUGAGUGUGUGUGUGAUGUGUUUGUCAGUGAAUGGCUUCGACAUUCAGACUUUAAUAUAAAGAAAGUUGUUAUUGUGAGCAAACAGACAAAUGGAUCGAGUUAUUUUCAGUGUGGGUAUUAGUGCAUCACGAGCAUUACUGACUGUUACAGGCAUGAAUCAAAUGCUAAAUGUCUCAGUAAUCACUAAACUUUCUGCAAAUAUGAUUUAACUGAAGUUCUAAAAUCAAAGGUUUGUAGCUUAUGUUUUAUAUGAAAAAUUCCUCUAAAGAUGAUUUAAAAAGCAGUAAAGGCAAUGCCUCAUUUACCAGUAGGCUGGCAUGCACCAUUACUCUUAACACAUAUCAAUAAAGCUACUAACCAAUAGAAUAUUAUAGUUCAAAAAGGCCCUUGUAUUAUACAAAAAUGUUAAUCUAUGGGGAUUGGAGUUAAACCACCAUAUUUUCUUAUUAAUUUUAUCUAAACUAAGCUGUUUGUAUUGAUGCCAAACACCGAUUGGUUUAGAGUGAAGUGGGUAAAAUAAAGGAACAAAAUCAAUUUAACAGCAAAUUCGUAUGAGAAAGAAAGUAGUUCUAUUUAGAUAUUCUGAUCUAGAUGUGACCAAAUAUGUCUUGCUGCUUGUACAACAUUGCACUCGAGGGAUCCCACUGAUUUUUCACCUAUAAUUCAGAGAAAUGUGUAAAGUUAGACAGUAUUCUUCCAUUGUUUGACACGUUUUUCUCUUGCUUUCAUGUUUGAAUUUUCAACAACUUACACAAGCCAGAUUUGGUUCAUGUGCCCCCUGAAAUAGGGUUCAUUCACAGUCUUUAAGAGUCUGGAAUAGUUUGGAAUUGGAUUUAAUGUUUUACAAAUCUGGACAAAAGUGGAAGGAAAAAUUAAAUUGCCUUUCACAUAGUUACCAUGUUGUCAACUUUUUUUUAUGUACUGCUUCCAGUGUUGAACAUCAUAGGUAUAGUAGAUGUAUAUAUUUCAUGGACAGAUGUUGACAUUGAGAUUGAGAUUUUUUUGGAUCAUGAACUCGUUAGCAAAACGGCAAUGAGGUUUCUUGCCAAGUGCUCUUUACUGUCUCAUUUACUUGAAGUUCCAAAUAGACGUUUCCAUUCCCUCAUCAGACAUAAAUGGCAUAUUAUUUUAACUGUCUACUUAUUUGUCUGAGCCCUUUUUUUUCCCCGGUGAACUUUUCACUACGGUUGAGUUCUCUAAUCCUUCAUUUAUUCUCAAAUCAGUUUUGGUUGUGUUUUGGGAUCAUUGCCCUGUUGAAUUUGAGCUGAAGAUAAAUAAUUUGGAAGCAGCCCUCUUUUUUUUCUUUAUCCCACCCACUUUGUGCAAUACGCCAUAAAAGACCCCCAGUCUGAUUCUACCACUGCCAUGCUUGACAUUUGGUAGAGUGCUUGACCUUGACUACUCCAAACAUAGUUUUUUGUAGGUGUGACCACAUUGGGUAAUCUUCUUUCCAGAAGGCAUUUGACUUCUCUGUGUGAACAGCUGCAAUUUAUAGCCGAACUAGGUUUUGUUUUUGUAAGGAGGUGCUUCUGGGCUGGAGGUUUGGUAAUUCCUGUAUUAUUUCAGAACACUUUAUUCAAACCAUUUUUUACAGUAGUUCUCUGUAAUUAUACUUAAACACUAUACAACAAUACAGGUAUUCACACUGACAAUCAACACUUAACACAAACAAAAACAGAAACAGGCCCAAACACACUCUAAUCCUACAUCUCUACAUCUCUCCCCUCACAUACAUACUAUACAUUGACAAUAUAUAUGUGAAAUACACCACCAUAUGCAAUACCCAUACAACUGACUAGUAUAUAAACAUAUUUUCCCAAGAUGUUUAUAUACUAAUAUGUUUUAUAAAUUAUGAAUUAUGAGGCUGUGAAUCACUGCUACUAAAGUAAAUUUCUGAACAUCCUGGCCAACUUUCCUUUAUUCCGAUGUUCAGUUUGUCUCAGACAGUUGAAAUCUGAGUGUUCCAACUGGAUAUUACUCCUAAAUACACAACAAAACUGGUUUUAAACAGAUAAAGAAGGCUAAUGUUAAGUUUAGUAUCCUUUAGUAUCCAACAGGCUUUUAAAAAUGUAUUGAAAAUGCUUAAAAUCCAGGUCUGUGCCAGGAAACCAACCAAUUUAUAUCAAUUCUGCUGAGACGUUCUGUCCAGUAUCCAGUCAUAAUUAUGACACAAGCUUAUAAAUGGCUAUAAACGUUGUGCAGUCAAGGUACAACUUCCUAAAGGACAUCAAAUUAAAUACUAGUUUGGAUUUAUGUAAAUAGUUGAGCUAGAGCUGCACAACAUAACAAAUCACAUUUAAACGGACUCUUACUGGCUUUUCAUACCCACACCUGAUUUGUAUCUUUUAUGGUUGAAAUACUAGAGCCAAUUCAGAGUUUUUCAGUAACCGUAAUGUUAUUACAUAAUUUCUUGAUUUUUGUGCAGCUUUCUGAGCCUGUGUGCACCCAAAUCUUGUUUUAUUGUAACACAUAAAUCAAUAAAAAGGCCAGCAUUAAUGUGGCAUGUAUUCUGAUAAUGAGUGGAUGUAAGAUACCCCUGACAUGUUCUGAUUAAAAUGUAUUUUUAUUCAACCAAAAAGUUUGUUUCUGAAAGGAAAUGAGUCAGGCUUCUCUCAAAAGAUAAAAAAAAAACUAUGUAUAAGGAGCCUCUGUUUUUAAAUAACUGAAUCUGUUAUUUAAUAUUUUUUGAAAAUGGCAUAUCAAAAAUGAUUUAUACCCCUCAAUUAGAAGAAAAUUUGUAUUGUCAUUACAGCAAAAAAACCUUCCUAUAAUUGCUGACAAGCUUUUUGCGUUUCUCGACUGGUAUUUUGAUGAUUAAUCUUUAGAGAUGAUCUACAACUCUGAGAUUGGAAGGCAUCUUUGCUAUCACCCGAAUCAUUAGCUCCUUUCACAGAUUAUGUGGAUCGCUUUUUAACCUAAGUCUCUUUGGGGUAUGAAUAAUUUUGGCCUUUAACUAUGUACAUUAAACAUGGCCUGAAGAUUGACCAAGAGAUCUAGAAAUUUGUGUCAGGAAAAAUAUGGAAUUCAAACCGAAAGGAAAAAUGUGUAGAACCGGGACCUAAACAUACUUAUCUAUUUUCCACAGUCACUGCCCUGUCUCUCUAAAGUCGCUUUUAUAUUAAACUCUUUAACCCUUGUGUGGUGUUCGGGUUUGUGGGACCCAUUUUCAUUAUUUACUGAAGGAAAAAUGAUACAAUUAAUGUAAAUUAAUUGUAAAUUUGUUUCCACUCAUCAUGAUUUUUAUUAAGUGUUUGAUUGUGAGGCCUUAAAAAUCACAAAAUGCAAUGGGUCCACCAGACCCAGAAACAUUGGCUGAGUAAAAACAAUAUGAACACCACACAAGAGUUAAGAAAACAGGAUAUUUCAGCAAAGUAAAUUUGAGUUACUGCUGUUAUUGGGUACAAAAAAAGCUCCUUACAAUGAUUUUGGGCUUCCAGCUGUAGACUAAAAUGACCAUACAUGUUUUUACAUCUUUUACACUAAAGACAGCAAUUCACAGCUUCCAUCACAGAAACUCUUUAUAAGGAAACAGCUUCUUGCUCCUUUUGAGGAAAGUGAUUAAGUUAUGUGUUUUUCUUUGAUACAAUAACGGAUUAUACAUGUUUUAAACAUACUGCUGUUCAUCUCCUCAGUCUGUCCAUGCUCGUGUCGUGUCUGCAUCGUGUAUUAGUGCCUUACUUGAGUCUGCGCUGCAAGCAGCUGAACAUCAGGCUGGCUGGGAGCCUGAGCCUUCUCCUCUCUGGGUCAAAAACAUUAUGCCAGUCGAACAGCAAAAUGUUUGCCAUACUGGUGGCCUAUACCUGCCGGCAGUGUUAAAGUGCUGAUAUUAAAGGGCAUCUAUGGAUAUCUUUAGGGUUUAGUUACUAACACUAGACUGCAUUCAGUGAGCAUGUGGCUACAUGUAUCUGAGGUGAUGAAAUUAUUUAAAUUCCCACUAAAAUGUUGAGCUGAAUAACUUCCUGGUUGCAUUGUCUAAACCACUAGAAAAAUGUUUUUAUUUGUUAAUGCAAACCUUAUGCUGAAAUAUACUCCCCAGCAGAUGUGUCUGAGUAUUGCUGGAAUAAAAUAAGAGUUGCUGUUAUAAAUAGGUGUUGUGCUUUCUUUAACAGACUGCGUCGGUUGUAUCAUUUGAUGCUGUAUGUACAAUAUUUAUCUUGUCACAAAAGUAUUUUUUGUAUUCACUAAAAAUAAAAAUAAAAAAUGUUUCAAACA
This is a messenger RNA of Girardinichthys multiradiatus, 12262 nucleotides long. RefSeq names its product talin 2b (gene tln2b). Bases 242 to 7876 code for a protein of 2544 amino acids. Gene Ontology annotation, biological process: cell-cell adhesion. The transcript is spliced from 57 exons. Gene Ontology annotation, molecular function: structural constituent of cytoskeleton; integrin binding; actin filament binding. Lineage: Eukaryota; Metazoa; Chordata; Actinopteri; Cyprinodontiformes; Goodeidae. Gene Ontology annotation, cellular component: ruffle; focal adhesion; plasma membrane. The record is from RefSeq and is a predicted model, not a curated record.